This is a messenger RNA of Prunus armeniaca (apricot), 1344 nucleotides long. The record is from the annotation of a GenBank genome assembly. NCBI's taxonomy places the organism in Eukaryota, Viridiplantae, Streptophyta, Magnoliopsida, Rosales, Rosaceae.
AUGCGUGAGAUUCUCCACAUCCAGGGAGGCCAAUGCGGCAACCAGAUCGGCGCCAAGUUCUGGGAGGUCGUCUGCGCCGAGCACGGCAUCGACUCCACCGGUCGUUACCAAGGCGACAACGAGCUCCAGCUCGAGCGCGUCAAUGUCUACUACAAUGAAGCCAGUUGCGGGAGGUUCGUCCCACGCGCCGUCCUCAUGGAUCUGGAGCCAGGCACCAUGGACAGCGUCAGAUCUGGACCGUACGGCCAGAUAUUCCGGCCCGAUAACUUCGUGUUCGGGCAGUCCGGUGCCGGCAACAACUGGGCUAAGGGUCAUUACACCGAAGGCGCCGAGUUGAUUGACUCUGUUCUCGAUGUCGUUCGGAAGGAGGCUGAGAACUGCGACUGCUUGCAAGGUUUUCAGGUUUGCCACUCUCUCGGAGGAGGUACUGGUUCUGGAAUGGGAACGCUUCUCAUUUCCAAGAUACGAGAGGAAUACCCGGACCGAAUGAUGCUCACCUUCUCUGUGUUUCCAUCGCCAAAGGUGUCAGACACCGUCGUUGAGCCGUACAAUGCAACUCUCUCGGUUCACCAGCUUGUUGAAAACGCAGAUGAGUGUAUGGUUUUGGACAACGAGGCUCUCUAUGACAUUUGCUUCCGAACACUCAAGCUCACCACUCCCAGCUUUGGGGACCUCAAUCACCUGAUUUCUGCUACCAUGAGUGGUGUAACUUGUUGCCUUCGUUUCCCUGGUCAACUCAACUCGGAUCUCCGUAAGCUUGCUGUCAAUCUGAUUCCAUUCCCGCGGUUGCACUUCUUCAUGGUUGGGUUUGCUCCACUUACAUCCCGUGGAUCCCAGCAGUACAGGGCCCUUACUGUUCCAGAGCUCACUCAACAGAUGUGGGAUGCAAAGAACAUGAUGUGUGCUGCUGAUCCGCGUCAUGGACGGUAUUUGACUGCUUCAGCUAUGUUCCGUGGCAAGAUGAGCACCAAGGAAGUCGACGAACAGAUGAUCAAUGUGCAGAAUAAGAACUCAUCCUACUUUGUUGAGUGGAUCCCAAACAAUGUCAAGUCUACUGUUUGUGAUAUCCCACCUACUGGUCUGAAAAUGGCUUCGACCUUCAUCGGCAACUCCACUUCCAUCCAGGAAAUGUUCAGGAGGGUGAGUGAGCAGUUCACUGCCAUGUUCCGCAGAAAGGCUUUCUUGCAUUGGUACACAGGAGAGGGAAUGGACGAGAUGGAGUUCACCGAGGCGGAGAGCAACAUGAACGAUCUGGUUUCCGAGUACCAGCAGUACCAAGACGCUACAGCAGAUGAGGAAGGGUAUGACUAUGAAGAUGAAGAGGAAGUUCAGGAGGAGGCUUGA